AUGAGAAAUCUGUUUAUCUUCUUCUUGACAUUAAUUGUCAUCACUCAACUAUUGGCCAACAAAAUUGCCUCCGGCCAUAAAAAACGGCCAUCUCAUCGUCGCCGCGCCAACUCGUUGCAAGGAGAGGAGCUUGUCAACAAGUUGAAGGCCCAGAAUUCCAGUUGGGAAGCGCAUUAUGGCCACAGAUUCCGCGGCCAAAACAUUGAGGACCUCCAGAAAAUGUUGGGCGUUCAAGACGACCACGAUGACGUUGUCGAUGAAUACGAAGCCACUCAUCCUGUCGCCAAUGAUGCUUAUGGCUACUCGAAUACUCCGAUCCCAAGAGCUUUCGACUCGAGAACUCAAUGGCCUCACUGUAACAAGGUGAUCUCCAGAAUCGAGGACCAAAGUUUGUGUGGAAGUUGUUGGGCCGUCUCGUCGUCUGGUGCUUUCUCUGAUCGUCUGUGCAUUGCGAGCAAUGGAAGUAGAGCCGUGGCGUUGUCGGCGGAUGACCUGUUGAGUUGCUGCUCGAAUUGCGGAAAUGGGUAAGAGAAGGGAAACUGUAGUAUCUAGAGGAGGUGGGAGAAGCUAAUGGAUGGUGUUAGAAAAUUGCAAGAUGCAGUCCGAUUAAGUAUUUUUGAUUGUUUUAAACAAUUUUUAAUUUUUUUGCAUUUAUUUAGUCGAUAUUCGAAAUUUCAAUUUUGGCGGGAAAUUCAAAAUUAAAAUUUUCGGAGAACAUAUAGGUGAGGACUCAAAUGCUAAAUCACUGGAUUAAAGUGUCAAAAAGCAUAUUUUAGUUAGUUUUUUUACACUUUGAACGUUUUUAGUCAUCAAAUUCAGAUUUGAAGUUUUGGCGGGAAAUUCAAAAUUCAAAUUUUUAGACAAAGCAUCAGCGCGGACACAUAGGUUAAAUUGCCCAAUUAAGGUGUCAGUAAAAUGAUUUUAAACUGAUUUUUUGAUUUUAGACACUUUUUAGUCAUCAAUUUCUGAUUUUUAAUUUUGGCGGGAAAUUCAAAAUUUAAAUUGUCAAAAUCCCCCUAUCUUCUAAUAUCCAAAAUUUCAGCUGUACUGGUGGUUAUCCUUUCCGCGCUUUCGACUACAUUCGAACCUCUGGCAUUGUCACCGGCGGUAAUUAUUCGGAUACGACGACUUGUCUACCUUACCCAUUCCCUCCUUGCACUGGAUCCUCGCGUGGCAGCUAUGCACAGUGCAAAGGAUUUUCCGGAAAUUUCCCCGCUCCUCAAUGUAAAGGGCAAUGUCAACCACGCUACAACAGAUACUAUCAACAGGAUAAGAACUUUGGUGGGGAUUUAAAGGCACUUCAAAAAUUACUGCUGUAAAAGGGUUUAGAAAUUUGAAUUCCAAUUCAUUUCAGGUCUUACCGCCCUUUCCUUCCGCCAAAACCCUCAGGCAAUGCAGCAAGAGAUCAUGAGGAAUGGGCCAAUUGUCUUCUCGGCCAUGGAAAUUUAUGAGGAUUUCAUGUAUUACAAGGGAGGAGUUUAUCAGGUAAGUUGAAGGUCUUCAGAAUAAAAAACCGUCCUCUCAGCAGAUAGCUACUGUGUAACAGCGUGAAUUUUGUAAAAUUCAAAGUUCAUACUGUAAUGUAAUAUAGUAAAAAUUUAGACUAAUUAUUCACAUUUUAUGUUGCCAAAAUUGCUUGAGCUACCUUGCAAAGACUCGUAUUUUACAUUUUAUUUUAUGUUUUGUAUUUCGGCACUUUACAUUUCAGAGAUUGCAGCAAAGCAAAAAACAAAUUUUGUGGCCGGAAAGGCAUUUAAAAUGCACCUCGUAUUUUAAAAAUAAUACAUUUUUGCAAUGAAAGAAACACUUGACCAAAUUUUGAAACUUGCCGAACACACGACCCUUGCUUAUACAAAAAUGGAUCAACAUUAUAAAAUGUUGUUUUGGAAAUUUGAUGUUGUGCUCAUUAUUUUCCCGACAGACUGAUAUGCGCUGCAAAUGGGAUUUUACACCUCCCUUGUAAACCACGAUCAAAUUCACCCAUUUUCAGCACAUCUCCGGCGGCUACGUUGGUCUUCAUGCCGUCCGCGUCAUCGGUUGGGGAGAGCAGAACAACGUUCCAUACUGGAUUGUCGCCAAUUCCUGGGGACCCCAGUGGGGCGAGAACGGGUUCUUCAGAAUCCUCCGUGGCUACAAUCACGUGAACAUUGAAGGAACGGCCAAUGCUGCGACUGUUGACGUUAGUCGUCUUGGCUGA
Messenger RNA from Bursaphelenchus xylophilus (pine wood nematode), 2197 nucleotides. Lineage: Eukaryota; Metazoa; Nematoda; Chromadorea; Rhabditida; Aphelenchoididae. The record is from the annotation of a GenBank genome assembly.